Colletotrichum fioriniae is the source of this 2046-nucleotide messenger RNA. RefSeq lists its product as uncharacterized. NCBI's taxonomy places the organism in Eukaryota, Fungi, Ascomycota, Sordariomycetes, Glomerellales, Glomerellaceae. Gene Ontology annotation, molecular function: protein serine/threonine kinase activity; ATP binding. Gene Ontology annotation, cellular component: autophagosome; cytosol; membrane. The record is from RefSeq and is a predicted model, not a curated record. Gene Ontology annotation, biological process: peptidyl-serine phosphorylation; autophagosome assembly; regulation of autophagy.
AUGUCAUCUCAUGAGUACCUUGACUUGUGCCACGAGGUUCACAAUCUGUUUCUGGGGCAUCUGAAGCGGAAAAACAGCGAGAGUCUACGUUUCGCCACCCGUGAGACACCGAAAAGUGUCUUGAGCCCGCACUAUCUCCGACUCUUUUUUCGCAGCCUGAUCGGCGGAGAGGCACCCAAGGAACGCCGAUUCUCAAUCACAGAGAACCAAUUUGUUGAAAAUGUACAGAGUAGGGAGUUGCACAAGUUUCUCGCAAUUCUUGUAUUCGCCGGCUGUCGUAUCGAGGCAGCCAAGAACUUCACAGAGAAGCUAGCUGCUGUUCCCGAGUGGCCGCCGCCCGAGGACUGUGAGAUCUCUAGCCGCGUAUGUUCGCUACCAGCCGACCGUCAAAGCUUGACAGAGUUCUUUGACGGGGACGAAGCGACAGCGGACAAGUUCUAUGGAUCGCAGGCCCUGUUCUGUACUGUGGUGCUUCGGCAGCGAGAGGAGACUACGAUACAAGACGGGGAUACCCAGCGUUUACCAUACGUGGAAGAGGAGCUUCUGGGCUCGGGCUCGUUUGGAAGAGUGUACAAAGUGAAGAUUGCCAAGGGGCAUUUCGAAGACCGCCGCAAACAUGAUGACAGGGAACGAUGGGUGGCACGGAAAGACUACAUUGUCAGGUCGUCCUCGGAUUCCGAUAUUGAGAGCAGGGAGGAAGGCGAGAUCAUGAAGACGAUUCUCAACUUGUCAAAGACUUGCGAGAACAUUAUGGAGAAUCUGGGGACGUUGAAUAUAGAAUAUCCAACGGGCGCCAGCCCAGCGCCGUACAGUCUCUUCAUGCCGCUCGCGGUCUGCGAUCUGGGAGCAUACAUGAAGAAAGACGGUUCGAACGCUCCGAAGACGGCGAUCAACAGGGCAGGCUUCAUCCGAUCCGCUAUUGGCCUCGCCAACGGUCUCAAAUUUCUUCACGAAGAAAUGCAGACGACUGACCUCGACAGGAUCGUCUGCUACCACAUGGAUCUGAAGCCAAGCAAUGUCCUCAUUUUCCGAGAAAGCGGCAAUGGCGAUGGGACUGGCCCUCGCUAUAUCUGGAAGCUGAGUGACUUUGGCAUGUCCAAGGUCAAGAUUCGGCACCAUGCCAGGCGCGAGGAGGAAAAGGAUAUCGCCAAAUGGUUCACCAAGCGACGCGAUAUGCAGCAGAGGACGAUGUCGGGAACCCAGAAUCGUCGCGGUCAGGGGACAUAUCUACCCCCAGAGUCGUUCCGCGAGGGUAAAGUCAUGAAUACGAGGAGCGACGUGUGGUCACUGGGCUGCAUUCUGAGCGUCCUCUUCGUUUAUCUCGAGGGCGGCAAGAGUGCCAUUGACAACUACGAGACGAACCGACUAAAACACCGUAGAGGCAUCGACGCAAGCUACGACGUCUUCUUCCACGUCAGAUCCUUCGGAAGGACUUGCCUGCACUCGGCCGUCAAGAAGGCUCACAAGCAACUCAUUCACAAAGCUGCCGCGAGGAGCGUGAAAGAACACCAUGCCGUCCGGGCCAUGCUCAAUUUUCUCGAGUCCAAAGUAUUGAAGAUUAAUCAGAAUAAGAGAUGCAGCGCAAAAGAGGUCGAGAAUGUGCUCCAACGCACACUAGACGCGUAUGAGGAGAUUGAUCGGCUCGAAUCUUCUUCAGAAUCUUUGAGACAGCCCAAGUCUUCUAUGGAGCAGCCAGUGCAACGAUGGCGCAUACCGCGAGACAACUCUGACGUAUUCAAGGGCUGCAAGGUAUCGCCAGAUGGAAACGUUAUUGCGUACUGGAGCGACAGCAAGAUUUCACUCUUCACCCCAAGCUCUGUCUCGAAUGCAGAUGGAGAUUUCCUAAAGACAUUUGGGGAGCACUCCUUGGAGUCCUUGGGAUCGACGAGCCGUUUCUGGAAAGCUGUUUGCGUGACUAACAGAUAUCUGAUUGCCACAACCACGGGCAACAUCUUCAACAAUUUGGUCUUCGUAGUGGAGAACCAGGAAGACGAGAGCCUCUCGGGGUCAAUCUUCCAUGUGAGAAUCGAGGAUCUGAUAGGGUGA